AUGGAAUCCACAGAGAUUAAGCAGGAAAAUGAAAAUGAUAUAAUUGAUAUCACUAUGUCCGAUAAUUCGGAAGGCGUGGAACAAUUGUCGGUAGUAGCAGAUUCCACCAAGGAUAACCUAAAGGUCCAGUUAGAUGACCUAUUCAGUGAUACUGAGCCGCAAUUUGAAAUACCAAAGUCAAAUAGUCAUCAAAAUUGUACAGGCGAGCCUAAUUCUACAGAUGUGUCCGAUUCAUCAUUCCAUCUAAAGCAAGAAAUACGGCCCUCUGAUCCAGAGGUAAUGAAAACAUAUUAUCAACGUUUAUUUCCAUGGAGAUACUUGUUCCAAUGGCUUAAUCACUCUCCUGUUCCUUCCAACGAUUUUGGUCAUCGAGAAUUCGCUUUUACCUUGCAAAAUGAUGCUUAUCUAAGAUAUCAAUCAUUUCCUACCUCUGAUCUUAUUCGAAAAGAUGUUCUACGGCUGCAACCUACUCGGUUUGAGAUUGGACCUAUUUACAACACAAAUCCCAGAGAUCGAAAGACGUUAGCUAAAUCUUCGGCCUUCAGGCCAAUCGAGAAAGAACUCUGCUUUGAUAUUGACUUAACUGAUUACGACGAUAUUCGCACGUGUUGUGAAAAAGCCAACAUUUGUAGGAAGUGCUGGAAAUUUAUCACAAUGGCUAUGAAGGUUUUGGAUGUGGCAUUGAGAGAAGAUUUUGGAUAUAAGCAUAUAUUAUGGGUAUAUUCAGGGCGUAGAGGAGCUCAUGCAUGGGUUUGUGACAAAAACGCCAGAAAUAUAGACGAUCAAAAGAGGAGAGCUAUUGCAAAUUAUCUUGAGAUUAUUAAGGGAGGAGCAAAGAGUGGAAAGAAGGUGAAUCAAAAGAGGCCUUUACAUCCACACACCCUGCGAAGUUUAGAAAUCCUAAAGAAUCAUUUCCAGAAUGAUGUUCUUCAGGAUCAGAACCCGUGGGAAGCAGAUGAAAAGUUUGUGCGCCUUCUGGAUCUACUUCCUGAUCGGACUUUGAAUGAAGCAUUAAUGAAAAAGUGGAGUUCAGCACCCGGUCGAGCAUCAAGUGCCAAGUGGGCGGAUAUAGAUACCCUCGCCAAAACUGGUGCAAGCAAAUCCUUGGAUGCUAAAAUGCUGUUAGAAGCGAAGCAAGAUAUAGUUCUCGAAUAUACAUAUCCAAGACUAGAUAUUGAAGUUAGCAAACACCUCAACCAUUUGCUGAAAAGUCCUUUUGUUAUUCAUCCGGGAACAGGAAGGGUUUGCGUCCCUAUUGAUGCUAAUCAUUGCGAAGAUUUUAACCCUCUUACUGUCCCUACAGUAACAGAUCUUCUUAAAGACAUUGAUGAAUGGUCUAACACUAGAGAGCAGAAUUUUGGGGAGAGUGCCAGGAAAUUGAACGACUGGGAGAAGACAAGGCUAAAACCUUACAUCGAAAUAUUUAGAACUUUUGUAAAUUUACUUCUGAAAGAUGAGCGAGAGGAUCACAUGAAAGACGAGACGGAGGAGAUGGUGACUACGGAUUUCUAG
This is a messenger RNA of Blumeria graminis f. sp. triticale, 1512 nucleotides long. NCBI's taxonomy places the organism in Eukaryota, Fungi, Ascomycota, Leotiomycetes, Helotiales, Erysiphaceae. The record is from the annotation of a GenBank genome assembly.